AUGGCCGACUGGCCCUCCCAAGAUGGCCGAUGGCACCCCAAGAUGGCUGACAUGACCCCGACAUGGCCCACGGGACCUCCCAACAUGGCCAACAGACCCUCCCAAGAUGGACAACAGACCCUCCCACCAUGGCCGACUGGCCCUCCCAAGAUGGCCGAUGGCACCCCAAGAUGGCCGAUACGACCCCAACAUGGCCCAUGGGACCUCCCGACAUGGCCGACCGGCCCGCCCAAGAUGGCCGACGGGACCCCAAGAUGGCCGACGCGACCCCUACAUGGCCCAUGGGACCUCCCAACAUGGCCGACAGGCCCUCCCCCCUCCCAAGAUGGCCGAUGGCACCCCAAGAUGGCCGAUACGACCCCAACAUGGCCCAUGGGACCUCCCAACAUGGCCGACCGGCCCGCCCAAGAUGGCCGACGGGACCCCAAGAUGGCCGACGCGACCCCUACAUGGCCCAUGGGACCUCCCACCAUGGCCGACUGGCCCUCCCAAGAUGGCCGAUGGCACCCCAAGAUGGCCGAUACGACCCCAACAUGGCCCAUGGGACCUCCCAACAUGGCCGACCGGCCCGCCCAAGAUGGCCGACGGGACCCCAAGAUGGCCGACGCGACCCCUACAUGGCCCAUGGGACCUCCCACCAUGGCCGACUGGCCCUCCCAAGAUGGCCGACGGGACCCCAAGAUGGCCGACCGGACAGGACCCCAAGAUGGCCGACGCGACCCCAAGAUGGCCCACGGGACCCCCAGCAUGGCCCAUGGGACCCCAAUAUGGCCGACAGACCCUCCCAAGAUGGCUGACAGGGCCCCAACAUGGCUGAAAGACCCUCCCAACAUGGCCCACGGGACCUCCCAAGAUGGCCGAUGA
Molecule: messenger RNA, 864 nt
Organism: Tinamus guttatus (white-throated tinamou)
Lineage: Eukaryota; Metazoa; Chordata; Aves; Tinamiformes; Tinamidae
Source: RefSeq, a predicted model, not a curated record